This is a messenger RNA of Pomacea canaliculata, 2724 nucleotides long. Its product is annotated as dynein assembly factor 5, axonemal-like. Gene Ontology annotation, cellular component: cytoplasm. Gene Ontology annotation, molecular function: dynein intermediate chain binding. NCBI's taxonomy places the organism in Eukaryota, Metazoa, Mollusca, Gastropoda, Architaenioglossa, Ampullariidae. Gene Ontology annotation, biological process: outer dynein arm assembly; inner dynein arm assembly; cilium movement. The record is from RefSeq and is a predicted model, not a curated record.
UACUACACCUGGUGAAAGCGAGGCGUUGCGAUCAACAAUCAUGGCGGGUGUGGAGGAAAAUUCCAGCGCAGUUUUGCAAGGGAUCGCUCGGCAUGUUAACUGUUUGAAAGAAGACAACAGAAAUACAAGGAAGAGAGCAUUAGAAGACAUUAAAAAAGAUACCCAAGGAAGAAAUCCUGCUUUUGAGGCUUCUGAACUACAACUUGUCUUCUCAGAACUUCUGAAACCACUGCUGAAAGGAUUUUCUGAUCCGGUCGAAAAAUGUCGCGAGUUAAGCAUUGGUAUUGUUCAGUGGUUUCUGGAGAACGUGCCAUGUCCCGAAGAGAGCCUGUCCUAUGUGUUCCCAAUACUUGUCCAAAGACUUGGUCAGCAAGAAAUUGUGGAAUCGUCCGAAGAAAUUCGAUUCAAGCUUGUCGAAUUGUUCAUUGCUACUGAUAAAGCUGGACCAAAAUUGCCAGUCUAUUUAGAUGACAGUAUAAAAGUUCUUCAGAGAACACUUGUCGAUCCAUAUCCAGAAGUGAAGAAGGAAAGCUGUAAGUGCGCCUCAGAAAUAGCCAAAACUGUGCCGCAAUAUUUCUAUUCGACUUCAGAGCAUUUAAUAAAACCUCUGCUUCUGUCCAUUACACAUCAACACUCCAAAAUUCGAGCAUUGGUUGUGGAAACUUUAGGUGAUGUAAUCCGCUAUGGCCAUAAUAAGUCAGUGGAUCAAGUAACCAGCCAUUUUGCUCAGCGUCUGUUCGAUCAAGUUCCAAUGGUGAGAAAAGCAGUGACACAGGUUGUGGGAAUGUGGCUGCUAGACCUUCCUGAUCGCUACUCCUUCCAUCACCUGUUGGUACCAUUGCUACUAACCAGUAUUACUGAUGACCAGCCUGAGAUUUGUGAACUCGCUGACUCUCUCUGGCAUGAUGUUGGCAUAAAGUAUGAACAAGAGAAUGAAGACGAUUUUAAAGAUAAGCAAGAUUUUGUGGCACCACCACCUUCACAUUAUCCACCUCAUGUUGAGCGCCCCAAUAUUGGCUGCCGAGUGUUGGUAAACCGUCAUGCCUCCAAGAUCUUGCCUGGGCUUAUGCGUGACAUUUGCGAUUGGGUAGUAGAGACUCGGAUCAAAUCUGCAAAACUGUUGUACACAUUAUUGAUUAAUUUGGAAGAGUAUACGACACAGCACAUUGAAAUCCUUAUUAGCGGCAUGAGCAAGGCCAGCCUUGACGAGGAAAAACGUGUAGUAGAAGAGGUAAAUAAAAGUGCAGAACUUGUUGGCUACUUUGUGAGGCCAGAUAUGUGGUGCAAGGUCAUGCUAAAGACUCUGAGAAUGAACCAGUCCUAUGGAAACCUUUUCAUUAUGGCGGGCAUCCUACGAGGUUCCCUGGCAUCUGAGCUGCUGCCAUAUUUGGAGGAUAUCUCUACUUUGCUAACCAGCCCUGAAGUGUGUCAUACUGCACAGGUUGAGGUUCUCACCCAGUUACUUGCAUGUGUUGAGGCACUCGUUAAGGUCAUGCAGUCUGAGACUGCAGUCAUCAGCCAGAAACUUUUUGACCUGAUCAUCACCGUCAUGGCACUGACAAAUGAUGGGACAGUCAGGGAUAAGGCAACAAAGUUGAUACAAGAUAUCACAGUAGCACAGGGUCUUGGAUGUAAAGAUGAGUUCUUCCGUCAACACACUCACCCCCUGCUUCAGUCCUUUGGAGACAGCUACAUAGCUUGGACAAACCACUCACCAGAACGCCAUAUCUUCAACACUUUGUUGAUAGAAGCAGGUCCUGUAGUGGGAGAGCUGUUAGAAGAAAUUGUAGCAAUAUUUAAAAGCUGCCUUAAACCUGAAAAAGAUCCUGAGGUGCGGUUGAAGUCUUUUGCCUUGCUGUCUCAGCUCAUGAUGAAUGCAGCAGACACACUCAAUUCUCAACAGAGGUUUGAAGAGUUUGCAGUAGUCAUUGUGAAGGAUGUUGUGCUGCCUAAUUGCGUAUGGCAGGCUGGACGCACAGCUGCUGCAGUCAGAACAGCAGCUGUGUCUUGUUUGUGGGCCUUGCUUCAGAGUUCUGUACUGACAUCAGACAAGUUGGAGCCUGUAGCAGAAGAAUUGAUCACUCAAAUGAUCACUACAAUGGAUGACGACAACAAGAGCACAAGACUGAUAAGCUGUCGAGUGCUGACACGCACCUUCGACACAAUGGGCAAUGCUUUGGAUCAAGAUCGCCUCCACAACCUCUACCCUGAACUGCUCAAGCGGCUUGAUGACAGCAGUGAUGAAAUACGCAUGAUGGUGACUCGCACCUUUUUAGCGUACUUUGACUGCUUUCAAAAUAAGUAUGAUGUGGGCCUGUACAGAGCUCACCUGGAGGCUCUGUACAAAGGUCUCCUUGUGCACCUGGAUGAUCCUGAGGAGAAGAUACAAGAAGGAGUGCUGGAGGUUCUGAAAAAAGCCGGUCAGCUUCAUCCAAACCUUCUUCUUCAAGAAGUUGAAAAUGUAAAACACAAGCACCGAGACCCAAAAUUUUGUAACAGGCUUAUACAGCACAUGCAAGCAGUCCUUGCUGCUGGAUCUAACUGAAAAUAUAUUUCAGAGCAUUUGGUUUAAAUGUUUUGCAGCUGGAAAGCAUUCAUUGAGUAUGAAAGCACAUUUAUGUCAUGCCCAUAACAUUUAUCAUUUAUUCUUGCAUGAUUAUUUUAUAUAGACUUUAAAUCUUCAUUGUUACCUUCCCUUAUACGAAUAAAAGUGUUGAAAGUGAG